This is a messenger RNA of Periconia digitata, 1618 nucleotides long. Lineage: Eukaryota; Fungi; Ascomycota; Dothideomycetes; Pleosporales; Periconiaceae. The record is from the annotation of a GenBank genome assembly.
CUAUCAUCAACCCCAAAAAGAUUGUAUCGUGUGAAUGAGUCGAAAUGAUGAUAGUCGCGAGGACGAGAAGAAUACGUCUUGGAAAAACUAUAUAAGAGCACAUCGAGACCGCAACUAUUGUAUUCCACCACACAAGCCAUCGCAGCAUCCGCUCACUACUCAACACAAUCUUGACAAAAACCUUCAACCCGCAACAAUGCAGUUCUUCAUCCAAUCCACUCUCCUCGCGGCCAUGUUCGCCACCGCAACACUCGCUCAGCCCACUGGAUCCGACAGCGUCAGUGCAGCCGCCUCCGACCUCAUCACCGUCUGCAAAGACACCAACUUCAAUAACUGCAAGAACUUCAGCGGCGAGGUCAAUAAAUGCUACGAUCUUCCUUCUGAAUGGAACGAUGUUGCCUCUUCUGUCCGUGCUUGGCCCGGCCGCUGGUGCUAUAUUUACAAGGAUUUCGCGUGCGGUGGGUUCAGGGGCGGACCCAUCCAGGACGAUAAUGCGCACAGUGACCUCGGACGAACUGGAUGGAGCGAUUGGACCAGCUCUUAUAUGUGCUUCAACAAAUAGGAGACUUUAUCCAUCGAUGAAGGGAUGGAUUCUAGAUAGACCAUCAGCAUCAUUAGAUUGACAUUUGGGGGCGUGAAGGUUGUUGAGAGUGACAGGUUGCAAGACGUUGCUUCCCGGCGGUCGGCUUUCCUUAGUUCUUUUUUCUUGCUUUUAUAGAUCACAGUCUUUACCGAUUUCAGUAAUUCUGGCCAGACUACCAUAUAAAAUAGACUUGCUGUUUUGCAGAGAUUCGUUCCGAAAGGAGGUGUAUCAUGCAGCGCUACGUGAAAUAUGGGUGCGACUCCGUAGGAUUUCCAUCUAGUAGAUCUGGAAUAUGCCUCUGUAGGCAAAAUAUACGAAACCGCCACUCAUAUUUCAGCCUAACUAUCUGAAAAUCGACUCAUUCGAUGCAGCUCAUAGAAUCGAGGUGCCUAUGAGAUUAUAUUGAAGAAAGAAAAAUUUAGCAGCAACCUGCAAACGUGGAGUUUAUACGUGCAACAGCCUAGAAGUACACAGCGGAGUUAAUACCGUUCUACAGUGGAAAUUGUAAUGGAUGUGGAUUGGAUAGACUGUACAUGUAGAAGUUGUCGUUUUAAAAAUCGCACAUCUGUCUGUCCUCAUGUACGCGAGUGAUUUUAUUCCACAGAGAAGGAGAUAGACAACGGUAGUGAUGAUGCUAAGUACUAUUUGCAUUACUAAUCCAGUGUAACUAAUCAAGUAUAUAAAUCCCCGCUCUUUCCUUGUUUCCUUCUUUCUUUCCUCUCUACACAGCGCACAUCUGUGUUGUAAGGGAACUCUAAACUCAACCGGAUCCAAUUUGCAUGGGGAGGAGAAGGAGAGGUUCGGGCCCUAGAAUAAUAGCCUAACACAUGUGUUUAGUAUUAAAUCGUUUUUUGAAACAGACAACCGCGAUAAUGAUAAUAAUAAGCCUUACUAUCAUUUUAGUCACCAACUAGUGUAGUGCUAUGAGAACUAUAUAAACCCUCUUCUUUCCUUGUUUCUUCUUCUUUUCUCUCUCUACAACGUAUAUGUACGUUCUUAAAGGAGGUUUCUAAACCAAAUGAGCAAAAAGUUCAU